Molecule: messenger RNA, 4323 nt
Organism: Daphnia magna
Lineage: Eukaryota; Metazoa; Arthropoda; Branchiopoda; Diplostraca; Daphniidae
Product: bestrophin-3
Exons: 3
Coding region: 374-1456 (360 amino acids)
Molecular function (GO): chloride channel activity
Source: RefSeq, a predicted model, not a curated record
UUUGUUGUGGACAUUUCUCAUUUGCUCAUAUUUAGUUGUUGAAGCAUUCAAAACAGGGUGAAAGUAAGCUUCACGUCAACCAAUUGAACUCAAAAUCGUUUCGGAAAUGCCAUCGUAUUGCUCGAUUAUUACAAAAUCGCAUUCGAACGUAGAAAGCGCUCAUCGGAGCGCGGGCUAGGGCCUUGCUCUCUCUCUGGUGCGAAGUAAAUGGAUUACCAUUCGGUAGCAAUCACUCGGGCAAGUGUUUUAAUCGUUUAGUUUAUUUAUUUAUUUUUUGAACUGUGUUGCGUUAAUUCGUAAAAUAUUGCUAUCUACACUUGAACGCGUGAUGUUUAGUCAGUGACUACUAAAAACUAGACUGGGAAUUACGGAAAUGAAAAAUAAAGACCCCAAAGCUAAUUUUGGAAUCGAACUAGAUGAAUCUAUUCAAAUUGAUGGAGUCUCCGCAACAGCAACCAAAUUUGGCGAAAGUUUUCGUGGUAUUUUCAGAUGGCAACAAAGUUUCUUUAAACUGGUCUGGAAGCAAGCGAUAAUCUACUACAUCAUCUACGUAUCAAUCACGCUGUUCUACUCGUUUGCUUUGGACAGCGGCAAUCAGGCGAAUUUCGAUGCCAUUACAAGCUAUCUUGCGCGUUACACAUCUAGUUUACCGGUCGUUCUCCUGUUAGGCUUCUUCACUUCAACAGCACUUAACCGUUGGUUUAGCAUAAUGGCAAGCAUGCCGGGCACUAAUCGACCUAUUGCACUUUAUGUUGCAUCGCUCAAAGAAGAUGCAGCUGAUGGCUGCGCUAGAGUUGAUCUGUACAUCCGUUACGUUCUUCUUAUGUGGUUGCUUACAUUCCGCAUCGUGUGCAAACCCUUGAGGAAAAGAUAUCCGAGUUUAAUGUCAAUUCAAGCGGCAGGAUUUCUUCGUGAUCACGAACGUCUUUUACUUGAAAAACACAAAGAGCAACCUGGAGGAAGUUCAAAGACUUUUCCGCUUGUAGUUUACGAUUGGUUAAAUAUUCUGCUACGGGACACCUGCCAAAAAGGAUAUUUCUCUGUUGCCAACGAUUUCGGUCGGAACAUUGACGCUAUUCAAGUUUUAAAGAAAGGGGGAGGGAACGUCAUUAAAUUUGCUUCUAAGAACGUUCCUGUGGCUUUGAUUCAGGCUGUGACGCUUGCUAUUUACUGCUACGGGGUUGUGUCUGUCUUGUCACAUCAAAUAGAAAAGCAUUACUUGACGUCGGUCCUUAGCGGCUACUUUCCAUUACCCUACGCUUUGCCAUUUUUCUUCUACUAUGCCUGGCUGAAAGUGGGCAGAAUCGCCAUUGAUCCAUUUGGUAGCGAUGAAGAUGAUAUCGAUAUACUCAACAUUUUCGAUUGCCACAUUAAUGGGGCAAUGCGCUUACGUAAUUGCUACGGUGUCAAAAUAACAAUCCCAUCAACUGACAGAAGCGCAUUUUCCUUGUCUUAGUUUUUUGGCAACGAAAAAGUUUCUUUUCGAAAUUCAUUUUUUUAUUUGGCAAAAACUGUUCAUCGAAAAUUGAUAAAUACAAAUUUGUUUUUUUACGAUACAACUGUUUUCGUCGUAUUAGAUUUGCACAAUACGUAACAGUUGACAUUUUCCCCAUAAUUAGGGCCAGACGUUUCUCUUCAUCGAGAUUUUUUCGAUCGAUUUUCUUGUGGCCCUUUCCAGCAACUGUUCAAUACCAAUGGAUGCAAGUUGGUAAAAUGCAUUAGUUUGUAUUUUUAAAUGCACAAACAAUUCGAGCAGCAAUUUUUCCGACACCCAUUUCAUCGCCAGGAUGAGCCAACAGUUUGGCAACAUCUGAAAUGGACAUUAAUCCAGGCCAAACGGCUAGCAUGUAAAAAACCUUAAAAGAAUAGAUUUUCUGUUAAAAAAAUGGCAAGUAAAUAAUUUUCCAAAAAUCAUUUACCAGAGCUGGAGGUAUCAAACUCAAAAGGGGUUUCAUGACCUCCUUCGUUUUUACAGAUGUUAUUUCUGCCAUUGUUUGAAUGAAAUAGCUGAUAAAUGCAAGCUGUGGAGUGAUGAUGCCAUCUCCAGCCACUCGGGUCAUUAACUGCAUCAGGUUUGCAAUCGCAUUAGGAAGUGGUUUGUUCUCGUGGGCUUUUAACAGAAAGUUUUUCAUGUUACAAAAAAUUCAUUGGAAUCUAUUAACGAAAAAUGGAAUGCUUACUGGUGCUAGAAGCAACACAGAGAGCCUCCAGUUCAUCAUCGUGCAAAGCCACUUUUUUCAAAGGAGGAUAGCGGAAGCCAGGCGUAUUUAAAUCCCAAUCGAUGGCGCGCUUUGAACCCGAUUUCUUGGCAGCGGUUGAAGGAUCUGAGUCUGAUGCUAUUUGGUUAUUCAAUGCAGCAGUAAAUAGCAGCACAGCUAACUGAGCUAAAGCCUUUCCGCCUGGUCCACCUGUUUCCUCAUCACUAGAAUUUAAAUAGGUGGUACUUUUCGGUUAGGACGGAACUGGGGGAUAUUCCUUUAUUUGCUUUUAUUUUCUUACCUGGCAAGCAUUGAAGAGUGAGUCAGUAAGAAUGGUAGGACUCUAGUGGCCAAAGAAAUAGCACAGCUUUCCAAAUCUAAAUGUGCCACUGACAGCGCCCCUUCGACGCACCGUUGCCUUUUGUCAGAAGAUUGCUCUUUGAUAACAGCCUGUAUAAGAUAGAGAUUAUGCAGUCAUAAUGUGGUGGAGCUAGUGGGAUCUUUUCGUAAUGUGUUACCUUGACCAACGAAGUGACUAACCACGUCGCGCCACCAAUUUUGAAAAGUCGGUCGAUACCUAGUGUCGUACAGUGGUCUGACCAUCCAUGGUUCAAAAUUUUGUUCCACAAUUUUGAAAGCUGAUGAUCCAAACUCUGAUCUUGAUUGUCAGAAACACCUUGAAGGGGGUUAUCGUCUUGGGCUAGACGGCGAAUGAUUUGCAGCAUUAACACUGAUCUAAACGAUUCAUAGCGAUUACAAAGAUGCGUUGGGAAAUUAAGAUCGGGGGCUUUAAUGUAAUUUACCUCUCUCUGUAAUGCUCUUUAGAGUCGUCAAGACUAAGAGGAGUCAUCAAAUGGUCGAGCAUCAUUGUGGGUUUGCUUUUUAAAUUCAUUGGUUGAACCUAAACCAAAAUACGAACUGUAACUUUCUCCAACGUCUAUCUGUUUUAAAUUAAUCUUACCUGGAUGUAAAAUCUUAACCAAGUGGCAGCGCAGACCGACAGGCAGCACAUCUGAGUCCGUAGUGUAUCGAGAAUUCUCUCGACUUCUUCGUCAGAAACCAACUGUGAUUCGUACGCCGCUAAAAUUUCACGUAUUACCGCAGGGACAUGAAAGCAGGCAUCAUGCCAGCGAACACUCCUUUAAAAACAAAAAUUUAUAUUUUAGUACUUGUUAAUUACAUAAUUUAAGCGAUAGUUUACCCAGAUCUAAGGUCACUUUCACCAGAGGUCAGCGCCUUCAAUAACUGAUCAGUCAACAUGGGAUCACAGCGAUUUAAUAAAAGAUCAGGUGCCUGGUUUGGUUUCAACCAUUCUGAAGCCCACUGUUCAAAAAAGGUCUCCCCUCCUAGUUCGCCACUUAAGAUAACCUAUCAAUCAAAAGCACAUUAUGAAACGAUUAGGGGGGUAACAUCUAAUCACGGUUUUACCUCGAUGCCGUACAUCUGCGUAAUACGGCAAAGCAUUAGAAAAGAAAUGUCGAAAAGCAAUGCUCUCGAAUUUGCCGUUUUACUUGGAUCAGAGCCAGCUGGUUGGCGGUUCGCUUCGUUGAAGCGCACUAGUUUUGUGGCGAAAGCCCGGAGUUUACCUGUUCCUGUCGCUGCGUUUAGUAUAAGCUCAAAGCUUUGGCCCGAUAGCAAAUGAGACAAAACCUUUAAUAAGGUGUCCUGAAACGAAAAUGGUACUAUUGUUAACCCUAUUUCACUCUUCCGAGUUUUAACUCCUUACCUGGUUUUUAGCGUAAUCCGUGUCUAAAGUUUUCAAAAUACUGGCCACGGUGGGUUCGGCACGAAGCACCAAAGUAGCUAUUUGAGUGUUGGUGGUCUCCAAUUUCAGACCUCCGCGCGAUAGGCUUUCUCUGUUUCGGAUCAAAAUAUAAACCGAAUUUUAUUUUAGAUUUCAAAAUAGGAAAAUCCAAUAUUUUUACCUUUUGCUUAGAAUACUAGUAACAUGCCAUUCGGACAGCAGAGAUGUGCGCAUCUUUACUUCAUUCAGCAAUCCUUCAACAACAUUGCAAUGGCAUUUCGCAUCUGUAGUUUCUAGAAGACCUGGGUAGCAUAAGAGUCGUUCAAACGCCACGGCGACUUCCGGGCUUGGUUCGCCAAUGGGAGAAUUCGGAUCCAACCC